AUGGAAGUUAGAAAUGUCACUGAAUUUGUGCUUCUGGGACUGACCAGCAACGCUCAGACUCAGGGGCUGCUCUUUGCACUCUUCUUGGUGACUUACCUGUUGAUACUUACGGGGAACCUAUUGAUGUUGCUGGUGAUCAGCUGGGAUCCCCACCUUCAUACCCCCAUGUACUUCUUCCUGAGACACCUCUCCUUUAUAGAUGCUUUCUACUCCUCAGUCAUUGUGCCUAAGUUGCUGAGGAACCUUAUUUCUGAGUGGAAGACUAUUUCCUUCCUUGGGUGUUUUAUUCAGAUCGCCCUGGUCAUAUUUUCUGCAGCCACUGAAGCCUGCCUCCUUUCUGCGAUGGCCUAUGACCGCUUCCAGGCUGUGUGUCACCCACUGAUGUAUGUGGUCACUAUGAAUGAAAGAGUGUGCUCUGGGCUGGUGAUCAUAUCAUGGGUCUUAGGAAUCAGUGCUAGCCUGGUUAACACGUUCCUGCUAUCACAAGAGCACUUCUGUGGCCCAAACCUCAUCUGCAGCUUUGCCUGUGAGGUUCCCCCAGUGCUCUUGUUGGUCUGUUCUGACCCCCACACUACUAUCGUCUCCAUCCUGACAACCAUGGUGAUCUUAGGUCUUGGUUCUCUUGUCCUACUGCUGGGAUCCUACAGCCGUAUCAUCACGACAGCCCUGGGCAUCAACUCAGCCAAGGGUCGAAGCAAGAUCUUCUCUUCAUGCUCUUCUCAUUUCCUUGUGGUCACCAUCUUCUAUGGGUCGGGAGUAUCCAGGUACAUGACUCCAGCAUCCGGCUCAACCCUGGAGUUAGUGCUGUCUUUGCAGUACAGUGUGGUGACCCCGCUGCUAAACCCCCUCAUCUACAGCCUGAGAAACAAAGACGUGAAGGCAGCUCUGAGGAGGAUGCUGACCAGGAGGUCCAGGCUGACCUUGUAG
Molecule: messenger RNA, 927 nt
Organism: Chionomys nivalis (European snow vole)
Lineage: Eukaryota; Metazoa; Chordata; Mammalia; Rodentia; Cricetidae
Product: olfactory receptor 8S1-like
Exons: 2
Coding region: 1-927 (308 amino acids)
Biological process (GO): G protein-coupled receptor signaling pathway
Cellular component (GO): membrane
Molecular function (GO): G protein-coupled receptor activity; olfactory receptor activity
Source: RefSeq, a predicted model, not a curated record